AUGUUCCAAACGCAGACUUGGGCUGAAGUCCGAGAGUUCGGGGAGAGAUUCAGGAUGACUUCUCGUUGGACAUUUUGCUUCUUCCUCCUCACCCCUAUCUCCGGCCUGGACCCCCCCUGCCGCUGCACAGUCCACCCCACCCAAGGUCUGAUGGUAAACUGCUCUUCUCCUGACCCCCCUCUGCGGCUUCACCUGCCCCGGGACAUCACCCAACUGCAACUGUCCAACACCGGCCUCCGCACGGUUCCUCCAGGCCUCUUCGACAGCCUCAACCUAAAGAACCUAUUGGCAAAAGAAUCCACGAUAACGCUUUACAUAGAUGAAAGGCAUGCAAUUUUGGAAGCCAGUUCUCUGCGAUCACAAAAGCCCAAACACAGAAGGAGCUGGGGGUUUCUGAAUAAACCGGUGGAGCCGAUGGAGAGGCCACUUCUGGGCAUGGAGCUUCUGCCACAGACACUGCAGAAAAAGCCAAAUAGAAAGAUGAAAGAGACCUAA
This is a messenger RNA of Knipowitschia caucasica, 495 nucleotides long. Lineage: Eukaryota; Metazoa; Chordata; Actinopteri; Gobiiformes; Gobiidae. The record is from the annotation of a GenBank genome assembly.